AUUUUUUUCCUGACUUUUAUUUCUAUAUACAUUUUUUAUGUUACUCUUGUCAGUUGGUGGUUACCAUAGCAACCAGUAACAGUCAGCUCUUCCCCUUUUUCUGUUGCUGUCUGUUACUGUGAAUAAAUACAGAGAACCAGAAUGUAUCUGUCGUGAAGUCAACCUGCUGGAUCAGAACGAACAAGAUGGGGUACACAUGCAUGGGUUCUCUGACAUGUACUCCGGCUUCUUCCCACAGUCCCAAAACUGUUAGGUUGCUGAGAGAAGGAGAAAUCCACUCUGAUGACCAUGGCUCCACACCCAGUGGUCCAGGCCAUCAUUGAUCUCUCUGCAGGAGCAAUAGGUCGCUUUUCUGGUGUUUGUGCAACAGCCACAUUUUGUCCCCUCCCUGUCCUAGGAGGGGCUGCCUGUGUCUUCAGCGGUCAGCCUCUGGACACAGCGAAGGUCAAGAUGCAGACCUUCCCCACUCUCUACCGAGGUUUUGUACACUGCGUCGUGUCCACCUAUAAGCAAGUAGGCGUGCGCGGCCUAUACCAAGGGACCACCCCGGCUCUGAUGGCAAACAUCGCAGAGAACUCUGUGCUCUUCAUGAGCUACGGCUUCUGCCAGCAGGUCAUCCGUUUUGCUGCUGGACUGCACAAAGAUGCUGUGCUGAGCGACAUGCAGAAAGCCUGUGCUGGAUCAGUAGCUUCUAUCUUCUCCUCACUCGUCCUUUGUCCCACUGAGCUCGUGAAGUGUCGACUUCAAGCCAUGUAUGAAAUGGAGGUGUCAGGCAGGAUCGCUAAGACCCACAACACUGUGUGGUCGGUGGUGACCUCCAUCAUGAGGAACGAGGGCCCGCAGGGCUUCUUCCAGGGACUGACCACCACCAUAGCCAGAGAGGUUCCUGGGUACUUUUGCUUCUUCGGUGCCUACGAGCUCUGCAGGACUGGAUUCGCAGACUACAUGAAAUGCGACAAAGAUGACAUAGGUGUGGCUCCCAUCGUAUUCAGCGGCGGUUUUGGGGGGGCAUGCCUUUGGUUGGUGGUCUAUCCCAUGGACUGUGUCAAAUCUCGGAUUCAGGUCAUGUCAAUGACGGGAAAACAGGCAGGAUUUUUCAAAACCUUCAUGACCAUCGCUCGCUCUGAAGGAGUGAGGGCGCUCUACUCCGGGCUCACGCCCACCAUGGUCCGCACCUUUCCUGCUAAUGGAGCUCUGUUCCUGGGUUAUGAGGCCAGCAGGAAGCUCAUGAUGAAGCAGUUCGACGACUGAGCUGCUCUGUGAAACUGCCACACUCCCUCUGUUGUACUCUCCAUGAAACAGUUUUAAUACAGUCUUUCCAUGUGUCUUUA
Molecule: messenger RNA, 1331 nt
Organism: Girardinichthys multiradiatus
Lineage: Eukaryota; Metazoa; Chordata; Actinopteri; Cyprinodontiformes; Goodeidae
Gene: slc25a15b
Product: solute carrier family 25 member 15b
Exons: 8
Coding region: 283-1251 (322 amino acids)
Biological process (GO): mitochondrial L-ornithine transmembrane transport
Molecular function (GO): L-ornithine transmembrane transporter activity
Source: RefSeq, a predicted model, not a curated record